AUGUCUCAACUCAGCUACGCGAAGUAUGGCAAGGACAACGUCCGUUUGUACAAGGUAGAUAAGAACGAAAAGACCGGCGUCCACACCGUCAUUGAGCAGACUGUUUGCACUCUCUUGGAGGGCGAAAUUGAGACCGCCUACACCAAAGCAGACAAUGGCCCCGUCGUCGCCACAGACACCCAGAAGCAAACCAUCUACGUCCUUGCAAAGCAGCACGCCAUUGACCCGCCCGAGCAAUUCGCUGCGACUCUCGGCGAUCACUUCGUCAAGACCUACCCGCACAUUCACGCCGCCCACGUCAAGAUCGUCCAGCACCGCUGGACGCGCAUGACCAUCGACGGCAAGCCGCACCCGCACUCGUUCUUCCGUGAUGGCGAGGAGAUCCGCGUCGUCGAGUCCGUCACGCGUGAGAACCAGGGCGUAGAGAUCAAGUCGAAGAUCGAGAAGCUGCUCGUGCUCAAGAGCACCGGGUCUGCCUUCUAUGGCUUCCAUCGUGACGAAUUCACGAGGCUGCCGGAGACUUGGGACCGCAUUCUCAGCACCGAGAUUGAAGCGGGGUGGAAGUGGAAAACGUUCCAGAAUGUGAACGAGGUCAAGGACGUGGACUUCAACGGCGCGUGGCAGAGAGCCAGGGACAUCACGCUGAAGAUCUUCGCCGAGGACGAUAGCGCGAGCGUGCAGGCGACCAUGUACAAGAUGGGCGAGCAGAUUCUCGCUGAUGUACCGUUGGUUGAGGAGGUCGACUAUGUCCUGCCGAACAAGCACUAUUUUGAGAUUGACCUCAGCUGGUACAAGGGCCUCAAGAACACCGGCAAAGAUGCCACCGUCUUCGCGCCCCAAUCCGACCCCAACGGCCUUAUAUUCUGCACCGUCGCCCGCAAGCCCAAGUCCCAAGCUAUAGAGCUUCACCCGCUCUAUUUAUGA
Messenger RNA from Didymosphaeria variabile, 924 nucleotides. RefSeq lists its product as uncharacterized. Gene Ontology annotation, cellular component: peroxisome. Gene Ontology annotation, molecular function: urate oxidase activity. NCBI's taxonomy places the organism in Eukaryota, Fungi, Ascomycota, Dothideomycetes, Pleosporales, Didymosphaeriaceae. The record is from RefSeq and is a predicted model, not a curated record. The transcript is spliced from 3 exons. Gene Ontology annotation, biological process: urate catabolic process; purine nucleobase catabolic process. The coding region runs from base 1 to 924 and encodes 307 amino acids.